GGCGCAUUCUGGCUGGGAGGAAUAUGGCAGCGUCCUGAGCGCCGUUGGGGGGGGGCAAUACGGCGUAAAGCGAGCACCUUUGGCACCCGAGCGGCUACAGCGAGAGGCGGCAGCUGCACACCGAGUAGGGCGGGGGGCCGAGGGUCGUCUGUAAUUCUCAUCCGCUCGUGACUUGACAGGUCCUGCGAAAAGAUGAAUGUCCUGAAAGACAACAAGGACCUGGCCUGCUACUACACCACCAAGCACUCCUGGAGGGGGAAGUACAAGCGCGUCUUCUCUGUGGGCACGCAUGGCAUCACCACGUACAACCCCACCACGCUGGAAGUGACAAAUCAGUGGCCUUAUGGAGACAUUUGUGGAAUCGGGCCAGUGGGAAAAGGCCAGGGAACGGAGUUCAGCCUGACCUUCCGAAAAGGCACCGGCAAGAAGUCAGAGACACUCAAGUUCUCCACUGAGCAUCGAACGGAGCUGCUCACCGAAGCACUGAGAUUCCGAACUGAAUUUUCAGAAGGGAAAAUCACUGGCAGGCGGUACAACUGCUACAAGCACCACUGGAGCGACACGCGCAAGGCCGUCAGCUUGGAGGUGACGCCGGGCGGCAUCGACCAGAUCGACCCACACACCAACCGGGUGCUGUGCUCCUAUGACUACCGCAACGUGGAAGGCUUCGCCGAGACCUCCGACUACCAGGGCGGCUUCUGCAUCCUUUACGGCGGCUUCGGCAGGCUGCAUCUGUUUGCCUCGGAGCACCGCGACGACAUCAUCCGCAGCGCCAUCGAGCACGCCGGCAACUUCAUUGGCAUCGUGCUGCGGCUGCGGAAGGAGACGCUCACCUUUGAGAGUUUUGUGACCGAGCGGUUUGGGAAGUACAGCUCAGACGAGAGCAUCACCUCGCUGGCCGAGUUUGUGGUGCAGAAGAUCACCCCGCGCCACCAGGAGCCCGUGAAACGCAUCUUAGCGCUGACCGAGACGUGCUUGGUGGAGAGAGAUCCGGCUUCCUACAACAUCGUCACCAUCAAGCCGUUCGAGGAGGUGUUUGCGCUCAUCUGCGAUGUCGACAACCCUCAAGUGUUUACAGUGGAAUUCAUCAGAGGCCAAAUCAGGAAGUUCUCCUCCACAGAACGGGAUUCUCUUCUGGCCAGCCUGCUGGACGGCGUGCGCGCUUCGGGCAACAGGGAUGUGUGCGUCAAGAUGGCGCCCACGCGGCGCGGCCAGCGAUGGGGCCUCCUGUGCAUGCCCGUGGACGAGGAGGUGGAGAGUCUGCACCUCAAGUUCCUGGCUGCGCCUCCAAAUGGCAACUUUGCCGACGCAGUGUUCCGCUUCAACGCCAACAUCUCCUACAGCGGCGUGUUGCACGCAGUCACACAAGACGGUCUGUUCUCGGAGAAUAAAGAGAAGCUGAUCAACAACGCCGUCCUGGCCCUUCUGUCGCAAGAGGCCGAGCUGCCCGCGCUCAACGCCGAGCUGGAGAGCCACUUCCAGGCCAUCCGCCGACUGGUGGCCUCCAAGGCCGGCUUCCAGGCCUUCACUCAGCUACCAAAGUUCCGGGAGAAAUUAGGAGUAAAGACGGUGAAAGCUUUAAAGAGGAACAACAACGGCGUGACGCACGCUGCUAUCGACAUGCUUUGCGCCCUGAUGUGUCCCAUGCACGACGACUACGACCUGAGGCAGGAGCAGCUCAACAAGGCGUCCCUGCUGUCAUCCAAGAAGUUCCUGGAAAACCUGCUUGAAAAAUUCAUCACCAAUGUGGACCAAGGAAGCGGAGCUUUGGUCAUCAGUUCACUGCUGGACUUUUUAACCUUCGCCUUGUGCGCCCCCUACAGCGAGACCACCGAGGGCCAGCAGUUUGACAUGCUGCUGGAGAUGGUGGCCUCCAACGGACGCACGCUCUUCAAACUCUUCCAGCAUCCUUCUAUGGCCAUCGUCAAGGGAGCCGGCUUGGUGAUGAAGGCCAUCAUUGAGGAAGGAGACAAAGAAAUCGCCACCAAGAUGCAGGAGCUGGCUUUGAGCGAGGGCGCCCUUCCUCGCCACCUGCACACCUCCUUGUUCACCAUCAGCGCCGACCAAAGGAUGCUCACCAACAGACAGCUGAGCCGUCACCUGGUGGGACUGUGGACCGCAGAAAACCCCGUCGCCAUGAAUCUCCUCAAGAGAAUACUGCCGACGGGCCUGCUGGCCUACAUGGACAGUUCCGAUUCGGUGCCGGAGAAAGACGUGGAUCGAAUGCACGUUCGAAAUAACUUGAAAAUUGCCACGGACCUACUCAACCGCAGCAAGGUGCCCGAGUGGCAGCGGAUAGCCGGCAAAGCAGCCAAAGAGGUGGAAAAGUUCGCCAAGGAGAAGGCCGAUCUGGUCCUCAUGCACUGGAGGGACAAGAUGGGCAUCGCUCAGAAGGAGCAGGACAGAAAUAACUUGAAUGCCAACCAAAAGCCCGUCAUCCUGAGAAAACGACGACAGCGGAUCAAGAUCGAAGCCAACUGGGAGCUUUUUUACUACAGAUUCCAGCUGGACCACGCCCGCUCCAACCUCAUCUGGAAUCUGAAGACCAGGGAGGAACUGCGGGAUGCGCUGGAAGGCGAAAUGCGUGCCUUCAACGUGGACCGCGAGCUGGGCAACGCCACCGUCAUCUCCUGGAACCACCAAGAGUUUGAGGUGAAGUACGAGUGCCUUUCCGAUGAGAUCAAAAUAGGCGACUAUUACUUGCGCCUCCUGCUGGAGGAGGAUGAAAAUGCCGAAUCCAGUGCCAUCAAGAGAUCGUACGAGUUCUUCAACGAGCUCUACCACCGCUUCCUGCUGACGCCCAAAGUCACCAUGAAGUGCCUGUGCCUCCAGGCGCUCACCAUCGUGUACGGCAAGUGCUUCGAAGAGAUCGGCCCCUUCACCGACACCAAAUACAUCGUGGGCAUGCUGGACCGGUGUACGGACAAGCUGGAAAGAGACAGGCUCAUCCUCUUCUUGAACAAGCUGAUUCUCAACAGGAAAAACGUGAAAGACGUGAUGGACUCUAACGGGGUGCGCAUCCUGGUGGACCUGCUCACCUUGGCCCACCUGCAUACCAGCAGAGCCACGGUGCCGCUGCAGAGUAACGUCUUGGAAGCGUCGCCUGACAUGAAGCGAGAGAGCGAGAAGGAGUGGUAUUUUGGCAACGCAGACAAGGAAAGAAGAGGACCUUUCAGUUUUGAAGAGAUGCAAGAGUCUUGGACGACGGGCGUCCUGACGGCCAAGACCCGAUGCUGGGCCCAGGGCAUGGACGGCUGGCGCCCCCUGCAGGCCGUGCCGCAGCUCAAGUGGUGCCUGAUGGCCACGGGGCAGGCGGUGAUGAACGAGACGGACUUGGCGACGCUCAUCCUCAACAUGCUCAUCACCAUGUGCUCCUACUACCCCAGCAGGGAUCAAGAUAAUGCCAUUAUUCGCCCAUUACCAAAGAUCAAGAGGAUGAUAAGUGACAGCGCUUGCCUGCCUCAUAUUGUGCAGCUUCUCUUGACGUUUGACCCCAUCCUGGUGGAGAAGGUGGCCAACGUGCUGUACCUGGUGAUGCAGGACAACCCCAACUUGCAGCGGCUCUACUUGACCGGAGUCUUCUUCUUCAUCAUGAUGUACACGGGCUCCAACGUGCUUCCCGUGGCAAGGUUCCUGAAGUACACUCACUUGAAACAAGCCUUUAAAUCUGAAGAGUCCAAAGGUCAGGACAUCGUGCAGCGCAGCGUUCUCGGACCGGCCCUUCCCGAAGCCAUGGUGUGCUACCUGGAGAACUACGAGGCCGAGCGCUUCUCUGAGAUCUUCCUGGGAGAAUUCGACACCCCCGAGGCCAUCUGGAGCUGCGAGAUGAGGCGGAUGAUGAUCGAGAAGAUAGCCGCGCAUAUUGCCGACUUCAGCCCGAGGCUGCAGAGCAACACGCGCGCCCUCUACCAGUACUGCCCCAUCCCCGUCGUCAGCUUCCCUCAGCUGGACAACGAGCUCUUCUGCAACAUCUACUACCUCCGACACCUGUGCGACACCGUCCACUUUCCCAAUUGGCCUAUUCGAGAUGCCGUGAAGCUGCUGAAAGACACACUUGACGCAUGGAAGAGGGAGGUGGAGAAGAAGCCCCCCUCAAUGUCAAUAGAUGACGCUUACGAAGUUCUCAACCUCCCCAAAGGACAAGGAAUUCAUGAGGAGAGCAAGAUCAGAAAGGCUUACUUCAGGCUGGCGCAGAAGUACCAUCCAGACAAGAACCCUGAUGGCAGGGACAUGUUUGAGAAAGUCAACAAGGCCUACGAGUUCCUUUGCACAAAGUCUGCACGGGUCCUCGACGGCCCCGACCCGGAAAACAUUAUCCUCAUCCUCAAGACCCAAAGCAUCCUUUUCAACCGGCACAAAGAUGAUCUGGAGCCCUACAAGUACGCCGGCUACCCCAUGCUCAUCAAAACCAUCACCAUGGAGACCCAAGACGACCAGCUCUUCUCCAAGACCUCGCCGCUUCUGCCGGCCGCCGCCGAACUGGCCUUUCACACCGUCAACUGCUCGGCGCUCAACGCCGAGGAACUGCGGCGCGAGAACGGAAUCGAGGUGUUGCUGGAGGCGUUUUCCCGCUGUGUCUCCGUGUUGACUGCAUCCAGCAAAGCGGACGACAUGGCCGUUCAGGUGUGCGGGCACAUCUGCAAGUGCUACAGCGUGGCGGCGCAAUUUGAGGAAUGCCGAGAAAAGAUGAUCGAGCUGCCCUACAUCAUCAGAGACCUCUGUCACAUUUUGUACUACGGAAAGGGUCUCCCCAAAACGGCAGCCUUGGCGGUACAGUGCGUCAGCUCCUUCGCGGUGGACUUCUUCCUGCAGACGCAACUGUACCACGCCGGCGUGCUCUGGCACUUGCUGGUGCACCUCUUCAACUACGACUACACACUGGAGGAGAGCGGCGUCCAGACCAGCCAGGACAGCAACCAGCAGGAGGUGGCCAACUACCUGGCCAAGCUCAGCCUGGUGUCCCUCAGCCGCCUGGGGGGCUACCUGCCGUUGCCGCGCAGCCUCGACGGCGGCGACCUCGCGCCGGAGACCAACGGAGUAGAAACCGUCCCCCCGGAGAACCCCAGCAUCCGCAAAAGCCUGGCCGCUUUGCUGACACCGUACAUAUCCAGGAAGCUGGGAACGGGAUCUUCACCUGAGGUCUUGAAACUGCUGAACAGCAACACGGAGAACCCCUACCUCAUCUGGAACAACGGCACGCGAGCCGAGCUGCUCGAGUUCCUGGAGGGUCAACAAGAGGACAACAUUAAAAGAGGGGAGAACGACGAGAGCUUCGGUGCGGAAUUUACCUUCAGCGAGCACGGCAAAGAGCUCAUCGUCGGCGAGAUCUUUGUGCGUGUUUACAACGAGCAACCAACGUUCCCACUUGAGCAUCCCAAAGCGUUUGCCGCGAGCCUGCUGGACUACGUGGGCUCGCAGGCGCAGUACCUGCACACGCUGCUGGCCAUGAGCCAAAGCAACAAGGUGGAGUCGCAGCAGCACGCCGAGCGUCUCCGCUUUGCCGAGAUGGCUCUGGAGGCUCUCCGCAACGUCAUCAAGAACAACCCCGGUUCUGAGACCGAGUGCAUCGGCCAUUUCAAGUUGCUCUUCUCGCUGCUGCGGGUUCACGGCGCCGGCAGGGUGCAGCAGCUUGUGCUGGAGGUCGUCAACACGGUGACGUCCAAUCAAGAAUGCGUGAGCAACAUUGCUGAGUCGCUGGUGCUGUCCAACCUCCUCUUGCUGCUGCACUCCCUCCCAUCGAGCAGGCAAAUGGUGUUGGAAACGCUCCAUGCUUUGACAUCCAACACCAAAAUAGUCAAGGAAGCCAUGGCCAAAGGUGCUCUCAUCUACUUGCUCGAUCUCUUCUGUAACUGCACGCACCCUCAGGUUCGCACACAGACAGCUGAGCUUUUCUCCAAGAUGACUUCGGACAAGCUGGUCGGGCCCAAGGUCCGCCUGACUCUGAUCCGUUUCCUCCCGAGCGUGUUCAUGGACGCCAUGCGGGACAACGCCGAGGCGGCUGUGCACAUCUUUGAGGGAACGCACGAGAAUCCCGAACUCAUCUGGAACGACAGCUCCCGCGAGACCGUGUCCACUACCGUGCGGGAGAUGAUGCUUGAGCACUUUAAACAGCAGAAGGAUAAUCCUGACAUCAACUGGAAACUGCCAGAGGACUUCACUGUGGCCUACGGAGCUGGCCAGGGCGAGCUGGAAGUGGGCGGAGUCUUUUUGCGGAUCUUUAUCGCGCAGCCCGGUUGGGUGCUGCGCAAGCCUCGCGACUUCCUGGUGUCGCUCUUGGAGACGCUGACGGAGCUGCUGGAGAAGAACAAUCCCAACGGGGAGGCACUGGAGACGGUCACCACGGCAGCCGUGUGUCUGUUCAGCACGCAGGCGCAGCUGGCUGAUCAGGUUCCUCCGCUAGGUCACUUGCCUCGCAUCUUAGCCGCGCUCAACCACAAGAACAACGCCAUCCCCAAGAGCUCCAUCCGCCUCAUCCACGUGCUCUCGGAUAACGAGCUCUGCGUACGCUCCAUGUCCGCCCUGGAGGCCAUCGGUCCGCUGAUGACCGGAAUGAAGGCCCGCGCAGACAUGGCCGGGCUGGCCUGCGAGGCGCUGAACCGCAUGUUCCAGAAAGAGCAGACGGAACUGGUGGCUCAGGCUCUCCGAGUGGACCUGGUUCCGUACCUCCUGAAGCUCCUGGAAGGUAUCGGCCUGGAGACCGUGGAUAACCCGUCGGCCACCAAGGCCCAAAUCGUGAAGGCGCUCAAAUCCAUGACGCGCAGUCUGCAAUACGGAGAACAGGUGAAUGAGAUCUUGGCCAAGUCCUCCGUGUGGAGUGCCUUCAAGGACCAGAAGCACGAUCUCUUCAUUAAUGAGUCUCAGACUGCAGGCUACCUGACAGGGGUGUCCACUCCCUCUCUCCUGGCGGCCAGCAGCCCACUGCGAGGGGGGCUCUAGACUCCCCAGCUGGGCCCUCAGAGCCCUCCUCUCUGUUGCACUAAUGCAGGGCCAGGAGUAGCCGGUUACCUCACGGCAGCAGGCAGCGGCACCACCGUACUGCCCAGCAGCCCUCCCCCGGAAGACAGCGAUCAAGGCUGACGGAGGCGGACGCACACUCGCAAUAGCCACAGUCAGGCUCAGGCACCCGAGCCGCCCUGUUUGGCUCCCCCCCCUCACCCGAGACGCACGAGGGGAGCGCAGAUGGGGAGGAAGAUGUCGCUGACUCCUCCCCAUAUCGCCAUCUGCCCUCUCUGACCGUCACCGCGUAAAUUGUUUGAAAUUGUCUUAACAGGUGGGCCACGUUUUGUUUUCGUGAUAACACCUUUCUUCCGAUGAAAAGCAGAAGAGUUUACUUUUUGUAUGAAGAUAUUUUUUACAGUAGAUUUUCUUCUGUUUUUCCCAUGGGAAAAACAUUGGAAGACUGUCAUUAGUUAAUUUUGUCUCUUCUCCUUUCUGUCAUCUUGCAAUUUCCCAAUUGGCUCCACUGGCCCCCUCCAAAUUGUCAGCCUCAAUCUCGGAGUUUUAGUCUCGGGAAUUGCAAAUGAGAUUUGUCCUCCUUUUUCUGUAGAUUCUGCCGUUUUGACCUCUAUUCCUACUUCAUUCCAUUGUUGCCCCCUCAAUUUUAUAAAAUAAUUUCCCGUUCCCCAGAAUGAGAAACAAGCACUAGAAUAUUUAUAAGUGAAUAACAACGUCAACUUGAAAUGAGGUUCUGAUAUGACGACAGGAUGAAUUAUGUUUGAGUCUGUGUGAAAGACUAGUGCAGUUUGUGACAAGUUCAAUGUAAUAUUACGUAUAUAAACUUUCUAUAUUGAAUGUACAUUAAAACAAUGAAUCAGUCGCACUUGUACAUAAAAUUUUAAGAAUAAAAGGGAACCCACAGUGUCAUUCA
Syngnathus acus (greater pipefish) is the source of this 7867-nucleotide messenger RNA. Its product is annotated as dnaJ homolog subfamily C member 13-like. Gene Ontology annotation, biological process: receptor-mediated endocytosis; regulation of early endosome to late endosome transport; endosome organization. Bases 193 to 6936 code for a protein of 2247 amino acids. Lineage: Eukaryota; Metazoa; Chordata; Actinopteri; Syngnathiformes; Syngnathidae. The transcript is spliced from 57 exons. The record is from RefSeq and is a predicted model, not a curated record. Gene Ontology annotation, cellular component: endosome membrane.